AAAAAAAGAAGAGAAGAUACAUACAACAGCCGGUGUUCGCUAAUGGUCACCCACUUAACUACUAAUCUGCCGGUUAGAGACUUGUCUAUGGGGGAGCAGACGAGACCCCGAAUUCUUCUCUACCUAUGGUCGUAUGUGCUUGGUUCGGUCGUAAAAUUGCUCCUU
This is a messenger RNA of Trichoderma harzianum CBS 226.95, 165 nucleotides long. RefSeq lists its product as hypothetical. The record is from RefSeq and is a predicted model, not a curated record. The annotation marks the transcript as partial. The transcript has a single exon. NCBI's taxonomy places the organism in Eukaryota, Fungi, Ascomycota, Sordariomycetes, Hypocreales, Hypocreaceae.